UUCUCCCCAUCUUCUUUGGGCUUGCCACUUCAAUAGGUACACCUGCACAGGAGAGAUCCACCAAUAUCAUUAUCGACCUUGAUAUCUGGCAUUUUGACGUGUAUCAGCAGAUACAAAAUAUUUUUAUCCGUAAUGUUUUGUGUUCAAUAGCAGAGCAGAGGACGGCAAUGAUGUUAUUGUGUGCUGUGGCGCCAUCUUGUGGACGAGUUGACUCACUGCAGUUUUAUCUGCCCUCAGAUGUAUUUCAUUAUUUCUUUACAUACACUGUAAACUACAAAAAACGUACAUUUUGCGGUUAAAAAAAGGCAGCGCAGUUGCUAAAAUGUACCACAAUCACGCAUGUUAUUUCACCCUCUUUUUUUUAUCUCUGUAAAAAUAUAAAAAUACAAUUAUUUAUUUUUUCCGACCUACAAUGUGUUAAAAUCUUGAUCUGUCUCUGCCAUAACGACGGUUUUCCCGUAAAGAGUGCGGUUUUUGAUCAUCCCGUGGUAAAAACUAUGCUUUUCCAAUAAAAGUUAUGAAGUUAAAAAUGGAAUCUACGAGCGAAACAACUCCACCGACAGGGGGCGACCUAAACAUCAUUGAUGAUUGGUUGCGCUACGUAGAAGAACAUCCAUGAUUGAUUGGUUGGUUGUUUACUAUGAUGACUCACCAUUGGUCAAGAUUAAGGCCAAACAUUAGGGCAGGCCAAUCAGACGCAAGAUAGGGCGGGUCAUGGAACCAGAACGUGAAAUCACAAUUGGAGAAGAGAAGAAUAUUGAUUUAAAUAUGUACACCAUUACUGCAACCACCCGCCUGUCACAACCAGGAACAUAUAUAUAUGCAGAGGUGUGGACUCGAGUCACAUGACUUGGACUCGAGUCAGACUCGAGCCAUGAAUUUGAUGACUUUAGACUCGACUUGACAAAAUGUAAAGAGACUUGCAACUCGACUUAGACUUUAACAUCAAUGACUUGUGACUUCACUUGGACUUGAGCCUUUUGACUUGACAUGACUUGCUACUUUCCCCAAAACCCAAAGCUUAAAAAGUUAUUUGGGAGCGCUCCGUAUCUUUCAUUUUAUACGUCUGUGUCUAUCAGCGUGUGUGCUGCGUGUCAGCUGGUGCGCUGUCAGUACAACAGCCAAUCAAAUUAGUUAUACGUUGUUUUCAUCACACAGCAUUCAUCCAAUCAAAUUGCAGGACAACCACCGAACAAGAGUUGUCAAACAAUGCGGCAGAGAGAAACAAUUAUGCCGAAGUUGGUUUCGUUCGGGUAUAAAAACUACGACUUGGUCAACAAAAAACGAAUUGCGUAUGCAAAUCACGCAGUUCGAAUAUUACAGACGGAGACGCAACAACUUCCAACUUCGUUCGACAUUUGAAGUUGCACAAAGAAGGGUAAGUUUUGAAUGUAAGAUAACGUUUAUUGGCUAAGUAACAUGACUUUUAUUUGCUGCGUAGUUAAAUCAGUGAGGCUGUAAACUCACUGCUAACGUUAUAACCAUAGACAUCUUAUAAGUAGACGCAGCAUCGAGCGCUACUGCCUACUGGCGCAGACGAGACGCGGGGCCGCCAUCUUGAAGUGGUGAUCCGCUCCACUCAGUGCAAUUGAUUUGGCAGGAGCAAUGAACUGUCAGCGCAUUUAAUUCAUUUUACCUCACUGAAUACCACUGAUUUUCACGCGGUUUUUUGUCAUACGUGUAGCUAUGAUAACGGACACAUGUUUUGGCGAGUUUUAUUAUUCAUAGUUUGCUUAACAGUAAUAUAAUAUUCUUAUACGCUAUAAGUGACCAGACGUCCGAGAUCAAAACUGGGAAUAUAAUCCCAGAGAAGGGGGAAAAAACGGUAAGCUAUUUUUAAAUUGAAGAAACAAUAUGAUUAGGUUAUAUAUACAUGCGUAUAUACUACAUAAACAAUGUAUGAAUACAUUAGAUAUCUAUAUAUCUUAGGGACCUAUAGACUGUAUCUCUGUUGCUGCAGCAGCAGAGAGUUUAUUCUGUCUUGACACUUUGUAUUGAUAUUUUGUAUUACAUUCUUCCCUUAAAUGAUCAUGUUUACAGUGAUUGUUAUGUAUGUAUUUUUUAUGUAUGUCGCUUUGGAUAAAAGCGUCUGCCAAAUACUUAAACAUAUAUAAACACCUGAAAGUCAUUAUACCAGCUAAAACCACCAAUUUGUUUCACUGGAUUCAGAAUAAAACCAAAUGCUGUUUUACCCAACAAUGUUAGUAUUUGAAUAUUGUUACUUGAAGACUUAUUCCUGGUUACAAUUAUACUGUUAAGAAAGUAUUGUCUUAUAUUUUGCCUAAAAUGAGAAUGCAUCAUAAUCAGUGGUGGCUGGUGAAUUUAGUUUUAGGUGGGGCUGAAAGUUUGUAAACCAAACCCCUGUAGGGGCGUCAUCCUCCCCCAGAAGAUUUAUUUGUGAUUCUCACAUACAAAUAUUGAAGAUCUUUGCUCCUUCUCAAAUCUGUGGUAAUAUUAUUUUCAUAAAAUACAACCAAUAGUAUGUUAAUGUUUGUUUUUGCAAAUGUGUUUAUUCUGUAAAGGAAUGAGUUAAAUGUUUAAAAUUGUUUAAACUACUGAAAUGACUGGUUAAUAGUGCUAUUAUGAAUUGCAAUGUCAGCACUAUUUUUUUUCCUGCAAUUUCAAAUGCACUUGUUUUAAUAAAUAAAUACAGCGUUUUAGAAGCAUACACAAUCUGUGUAAAAAUAUUAGUCUCGAAACUCAAAAUGCAGGACUUGGGACUCGACUUGAGACUUUCCAGUCUUGACUUUGGACUUGACUCUGGACUUGCCUGUCUUGACUCGGGACUUGACUCGAGACUUGAGGGCAAAGACUUGAGACUUACUUGUGACUUGCAAAGCAAUGACUUGGUCCCACCUCUGUAUAUAUGUGUAUAUAUAUGUAUGUAUAUGGCGACGCUGAGAUCAUUAUUCAUGCGUUCGUUACGUCUCGUCUCGAUUACUGUAACGUAUUAUUUUCGGGUCUCCCUAUGUCUAGCAUUAAAAGAUUACAGUUGGUACAAAAUGCGGCUGCAAGGCUUUUGACAAAAACAAGAAAGUUUGAUCAUAUUACGCCUAUACUGGCUCACCUGCACUGGCUUCCUGUGCACUUAAGAUGCGACUUUAAGGUUUUACUACUUACGUAUAAAAUACUACACGGUUUAGCUCCAGCCUAUCUCGCCGAUUGUAUUGUACCAUAUGUCCCGACAAGAAAUCUGCGUUCAAAGAACUCCGGCUUAUUAGUGAUUCCCAGAGCCAAAAAAAAGUCUGCGGGCUAUAGAGCGUUUUCGAUUCGGGCUCCAGUACUCUGGAAUGCCCUCCCGGUAACAGUUAGAGAUGCUACCUCAGUAGAAGCAUUUAAGUCCCAUCUUAAAACUCAUUUGUAUAAUCUAGCCUUUAAAUAGACCCCCCUUUUUUAGACCAGUUGAUCUGCCGUUUCUUUUCUUCUCUCCUCUUCUCCCCUGUCCCUUGCGAGGGGGAGUUGCAUAGGUCCGGUGGCCAUGGAUGAAGUGCUGGCUGUCCAGAGUCGGGACCCCGGGUGGACCACUAGCCUCUGCAUCGGUUGGGGACAUCUCUGCGCUGCUGACCCGUCUCCGCUCGGGAUGGUUUCCUGUUGGCCCCGCUGUGGACUGGACUCCCGCUGAUGUGUUGGAUCCACUGUGGACUGGACUUUCACAAUGUUAUGUCAGACCCACUCGACAUCCAUUGCUUUCGGUCUCCCCUAGAGAGGGGGGGGGGUUACCCACAUAUACGGUCCUCUCCAAGGUUUCUCAUAGUCAUUCACCGACGUCCCACUGGGGGAAACAACUACACUAAAAUGUAAGAUAAAAGAGCAAACAAGUGGGAGUGUAAUGAGGAACAUGUCAUAAUUAGAAUAUUUUAGUCACCUAAGACACAACGUUUUGUCUUUCAAUACAUUUGUUGUUGGAAGUGUGGACCAGCUGAGUGUUUAUAUACAUCUUCAAAGAUGGAAGGAAUAUGGGCCAGGAAGGACUGAAGAGCAGCACUUGUUGGUGAGAAGGACUGAAGAGCAGGAAGGUGUGUGAGAAGGACUGAAGAGCAGCACUUGUUGGUGAGAAGGACUGAAGAGAGGAAGGUGUGUGAGAAGGACUGAAGAGCAGGAAGGUGUGUGAGAAGGACUGAAGAGCAGCACUUGUUGGUGAGAAGGACUGAAGAGAGGAAGGUGUGUGAGAAGGACUGAAGAGCAGCACUUGUUGGUGAGAAGGACUGAAGAGAGGAAGGUGUGUGAGAAGGACUGAAGAGCAGCACUUGUUGGUGAGAAGGACUGAAGAGAGGAAGGUGUGUGAGAAGGACUGAAGAGCAGCACUUGUUGGUGAGAAGGACUGAAGAGAGGAAGGUGUGUGAGAAGGACUGAAGAGAGGAAGGUGUGGUGAAGGUCUCCUCUUAUCCCAUUAGAGGGUUAAGUCUACUUUUGGCUCCUGCCAAGAUCAAGAGGAUUAUGAAGUUCCUGGCUCAGUCAGUCCUGUUGGGUCUCUCCUGAGAAAUGGGCGCCCACGGUUCCAACCUGGAAGACAUCCUGGAGGAGGACAUGCACCACUGGUACACCAAGUUCAUGAAGGAGUCUCCCUCGGGCCUCAUCACGCUCUUUGAGCUCAAGACCAUGCUGGACAUGACCGGCAUGACGCAGGAGGCCAGCGGCUACGUGGACCAGGUCUUCUUCACCUUCGACAUGGACGGGGACGGCUACAUCAACUUUGUGGAGUACAUCGCCGCCAUCAGUCUCCUGCUCAAAGGAGAAGUCAACCAGAAGCUCAAGUGGUACUUCAAGCUCUUCGACCAGGACGGCAACGGCAAAAUAGACAAGGACGAGAUGGAGACCAUCUUUAAGGCCAUACAAGACAUCACCAGGAUCUACGACAUUCCUCCUGAACAAAUCGUCACGCUCAUAUACGAAAAGAUCGACGUGAACGGAGAAGGAGAGUUAAAGCCUCCCGCUGUGUGUCCUAGGAGAGUUGACCUUGGAGGAGUUCAUCAGUGGCGCCAGGCAGCACGCUGACAUCAUGGAGAUGCUCACCAAGAUGAUGGACCUCACCCACGUGCUGGAGAUCAUCAUCAUGGGACAGCAGAAUCACAACUUGGCCACAAAGUGACACACACCUUCUGUCGCAGGACGGACACGUCGCCGUGGAAACUUUCUGGCUGACGGCGGUCUUGUGGAGCUUCUUGGGCCACAAGGGGAAGACUAGAUGUCUACCGGGUUGGACGUUAUGCAACCAAAACACACGUUGAAGAUGGCAGGUGUUCCAAAGUCUCCUGGAUGGUGUUGCUACACUUCAAUAUUGACAUCAUGGAUGGUGUCGCUACACUUCAGUAUUGACAUCAUGUGUUUGUAGCCUGAUGAUGUGACACAAGAUGGCAGAAGUAGUUUGGUGUAUUUGGGAUGACCAUAUCAAUGUACUGUAUGUUGAUCUUUUAAUUAAGUGUCCGCUGCUUAGCCUCUUUCUCUA
This is a messenger RNA of Entelurus aequoreus (snake pipefish), 5446 nucleotides long. RefSeq names its product guanylyl cyclase-activating protein 1-like. The record is from RefSeq and is a predicted model, not a curated record. NCBI's taxonomy places the organism in Eukaryota, Metazoa, Chordata, Actinopteri, Syngnathiformes, Syngnathidae. Gene Ontology annotation, molecular function: calcium ion binding; calcium sensitive guanylate cyclase activator activity. The coding region runs from base 4483 to 4995 and encodes 170 amino acids. The transcript has 5 exons.